This is a messenger RNA of Sordaria macrospora k-hell, 789 nucleotides long. RefSeq names its product 40S ribosomal protein uS3. The record is from RefSeq and is a predicted model, not a curated record. Gene Ontology annotation, molecular function: structural constituent of ribosome; RNA binding. NCBI's taxonomy places the organism in Eukaryota, Fungi, Ascomycota, Sordariomycetes, Sordariales, Sordariaceae. Gene Ontology annotation, cellular component: nucleus; cytosolic small ribosomal subunit. Gene Ontology annotation, biological process: translation.
AUGGCUGUUCCCGGCACCCAGAUUUCCAAGCGCAGAAAGUUCGUCGCUGAUGGCGUUUUCUACGCCGAGCUGAACGAGUUCUUCCAGCGCGAGCUUGCUGAGGAGGGCUACUCCGGCGUUGAGGUCCGCGUUACCCCGACCGUCACCGACAUCAUCAUCCGCGCCACCCACACCCAGGAGGUUCUCGGCGAGCAGGGUCGCCGCAUCCGUGAGCUCACAUCGCUCAUCCAGAAGCGCUUCAAGUUCCCUGAGAACUCUGUCUCUCUCUACGCCGCCAAGGUCCAGAACCGUGGUCUCUCCGCUGUCGCUCAGUGCGAGUCCCUCCGCUACAAGCUCCUCAACGGUCUUGCCGUCCGUCGUGCCUGCUAUGGUGUCCUCCGCUUCAUCAUGGAGUCCGGCGCCAAGGGCUGCGAGGUCGUCGUUUCCGGCAAGCUCCGCGCUGCUCGCGCCAAGUCCAUGAAGUUCACCGAUGGCUUCAUGAUCCACUCCGGCCAGCCCGCUAAGGACUUCAUCGACUCCGCCACCCGCCACGUUCUCCUCCGCCAGGGUGUCCUCGGUAUCAAGGUCAAGAUCAUGCGCGGUUCUGACCCCGAGGGCAAGUCCGGCCCCCAGAAGACUCUCCCUGACGCCGUCACCAUCAUCGAGCCCAAGGAGGAGCAGCCCGUUACCCAGCCCAUCAGCCAGGACUACGGUGCCAAGGCCGCUCAGGUCCAGGCUGCCGCUGAGGCUGCCCGCCAGGAGGAGCAGGCCGGUGAGGAGGAGGCCGCUGCCCCCGCCGCUGAGGAGUAG